This is a messenger RNA of Xenopus tropicalis (tropical clawed frog), 7136 nucleotides long. RefSeq names its product ST3 beta-galactoside alpha-2,3-sialyltransferase 2 gene 1 (gene st3gal2). The record is from RefSeq and is a predicted model, not a curated record. The transcript has 7 exons. Gene Ontology annotation, cellular component: Golgi cisterna membrane; extracellular region. Gene Ontology annotation, biological process: ganglioside biosynthetic process; glycoprotein biosynthetic process. Bases 726 to 1796 code for a protein of 356 amino acids. Gene Ontology annotation, molecular function: beta-galactoside (CMP) alpha-2,3-sialyltransferase activity; beta-D-galactosyl-(1->3)-N-acetyl-beta-D-galactosaminide alpha-2,3- sialyltransferase activity; sialyltransferase activity. NCBI's taxonomy places the organism in Eukaryota, Metazoa, Chordata, Amphibia, Anura, Pipidae.
UACACAUUAUAGUAUACUGAGAAAAGCACUGUUGUGACUGAAUGAUUGCGGGCGUGUGUAGCUUACAAGAUGCUGCUUUGUAGCUUCAGUGUAGAGAUGUGCAACCAUCAUCCCUUUGGCACGUUUGUACACUAGAACGCACCUCUCUCUAUGGAUUCUGGGAGCUGUAGUGCUGUAUAAAAAUCACUGCGUUACUAGCUUUACGGUUAAAGAUGAAAUGAAAGCCCCCCCAAUGCCAGUUCGGGCAUCCCUGUUCAAUGUACCGAGUGAAAGGGUGGGACCGAAACAGAAUAGAUUAGGUUUGGUGGUGUCCAUUUAAACUGUAAAGAGAAGCAGCUCAUGAUGAAUUGACCAACCAGGGCAGGAUGUGAGCAACAAAGCGUGGAGUAAUUUUCUUUGUGCACAAAUAUUGUGUACCUUUAUAGGAGGAUAAAAAUGAUGGCACACAAACCGAUGAAAGAGGCUUUCCUGAUGGGCUAAAGUGAAAAUCUGUUGCAACAUGGACGGUAUAAAUUUUAGAAUAAAUACCUAUUUGCCCUCACUUUAGAUACUGAUAAGCCUCAGGCUUUUUGGUAUCUCAUCCAGAUGAACAUUCUUGUGUGCUUGACUAGUUUUGGAAGUUUGGGCUCAUAGUAGCUCCUUCCUCCCGCUACUGCUGAAGGGUGGAGGUCCAUGCUGUGGAAAGGUGGAACACAUUUUCAGGGCCCUCUAACACGGACCCCUUCAUGGCUAACGUCAGAAUGAGGUGCACCCUACGAGUAUGGAUACUAACUACCUCCAUCUUCCUCUUUAUCAUGUCCCUGCUCUUCACAUACUCUCACAAUGGCACAGAUGGCCCAGCCUAUCCUGAGCUAACUGGCUGGGCAUCUGCUGAUGGGCACCCAGUAAGGCUUAUCCCAGGCUAUCCUGGAGUAAGACACCGGCCCCCACCUCCUCGUCUACCUAAAACUUGCUCAUGCAGACAGUGUUUGCGGCAACCUGGAUUCUCCGCAUGGUUUGACAGUCAUUAUGAUGCUUCUGUUUCGCCUGUGUGGACCUUGGAGAACAGAGAGCUGUCUCCAGAUGUCCUGCACUGGUGGAUGAUGCUGCAGCCACAAUUCAGAUCACAUAAUACUCCGGAGAUCCUUUCUCAGUUGUUCCAAAUCAUCCCUGGUCAAAACCCCUACCAGCAACAAGACCCCCUAACUUGUCGACGUUGUGCAGUUGUUGGCAACUCUGGUAACUUGCGUGGCUCCAGCUAUGGAAAGGAUAUCGAUGGCCAUGAAUUUAUCAUGAGGAUGAACCAGGCACCCACAGUGGGGUUUGAGAUGGAUGUGGGAUCCCGAACUACUCAUCAUUUCAUGUACCCAGAAAGUGCCAAAAACCUGCCAGCCAAUGUUAGUUUUGUGCUUGUACCCUUCAAAGCACUAGACUUGCUCUGGAUCACAAGUGCUCUGUCUACUGGGCAAAUCCGUUUUACGUAUGCCCCGGUGAAGGCCUUCCUGCGCGUAGACAAGGAGAAGGUUCAGAUCUAUAAUCCAGCUUUCUUCAAAUACAUCCAUGAUCGCUGGACUGAACAUCAUGGGCGUUAUCCUUCUACUGGCAUGCUGGUCCUUUUCUUUGCUCUCCAUGUCUGUGAUGAGGUGAAUGUUUUUGGCUUCGGAGCAGACAGCCGUGGGAACUGGCAUCACUACUGGGAAAACAAUCGUUAUGCAGGAGAAUUUCGCAAAACUGGGGUGCAUGAUGCAGAUUUUGAGGCCCAGAUUAUUGACAAUCUUGCUAAAGAGGGCAAAAUCAAGGUUUACCGCAGCACAUGAGGUUCUGCUGCCUAUUUCUGUCCCAUUUUUGUAAACUAACAAAGGGGUGAAAAAGCCCAUGGAACUCAUAAUCAAGAUUUUGUGAUCUGAUGGACACAAUGACAUUUGGUGACCUUGUGAGUCAGUCAUUCAUUUACAAGGUCUCAUGAUGUACUUUAAAACAUUGCAGCAAAUAUUGUAUCUUGCUGCCAAAUUUCUCAAGAUACGUAUUUUUAGGGAUAAAAUCAACUUGGUAUUUACUUUUCUUUACAUCAGGAGAGUCUUUUAGUGAAAGGUGGCACAUUGGUCUUUUAUUAAUUACCUGUUUGUUGCAUCCCCUAAUAAUUAGCACUUUGUAAAUGUGCAACAAUCUCAAACAGAGGAGAUUAUGAUGCCCAUAGUAUUAAAAUUUGCGGCCUUACCAAUCAUAUGCUUUUGCCUUAGAGUGCUGUUGUAUCUCGGUCAAUCAGGCAUUAAAGCUGGGAUCCCUUUUGCCAAAAGAAAUUAAAUAUAUUUCUCAGUCAGCUGCUGCUUAGAUUGAAUUGUUCAGUCCUACCAAGAGCAAACUGGUUUAUACUUUCUUUUGCAGUCACACAAUCUUUUUGCUACCACAUCAGCACACAGCAUCUCAUAUUAGCGCUUUACAAUCUAGUUUUUUUGUAUUUAUUUUUACAAUACUGAAAGUUGGAAUGUCAUGCAGGAAUUGUAUCAUUUUUGUUCCUGUGAUAUAUGGAUACCUCUGUCGACUAAUCAUGUUUGUGUAAUUUUGCUUACUGUAAUUUGUGGUCAGAUCCUGUGCAGUGAAUAGCUGGUCAGGUAACAUGCCUACCAUUUUGUAUAAAUCUAUAUUUACCAUUUUAAAUAUCUCAAGAUAUAGGAGGGUUGUGCAAACCGUUGGUUUUGUUUUUUUAAUACGGUUUCAAAAAUUUCUUGUGGGCAAUCAGGGCUUGACAGCUCCAAGACUUUCGGAUGAUCUUUUUGCAAAGAUUACACUGCUCAGCACUAAACAGUUACCAAUUCUAUGGGGCAUAUUUAUGAAAGUGUGAAAUUAGAGCAUGCCACAGUUCCCCUAGAGUGAAAUUCAGCCACACUAUUGAUUUCUUUGGGGUUUUUUGUUGCAUAUUUAUCAUAUUUAUUUUUUUGCAUAAUUAUCAAAAGUUCACCUGUUGAUAAAUACUAUUUUUAGAGUAGAAACUUUAGAGCUUGCGACAGUUCCCAAGAGUAAUUUCACACUUAUAAAGAAUGCCCCUUUGUAACUCUAUAUUGGGAUUGUGGCUGAGCAGGGGCGAUUCUAGGACAAGCACCAACUUGAGGCGGCUCCCGUAAUGCCACUCCCCCUCUAUUACAUUUGCAGCGCCAGGGGGGGUUCCGGGGGCUGCAUGGUUAGUGCUGAAAGUGCAAUUGCACUCUAUACACUAGAAGUGCCAAGUUUCUGGUGCAAUAACUAGAAAAUGUGGCUCUUAAUGUUACCAGGAGCGGCUUCUUGCCUCCCCUGGUAACUUCUGGAGUGUUGUUGCGUGAGGUGAGUUUCUUAACGCCUCAUGGCCGCAGAGCCCCUAUGGCCGAGAAUAUUUUGUCUUAAUGACAUGAAGUUAUUCUUACGCGAGUAUGUAGUCAUAUUAAUAUAAUAUACAAUAUAUUAUACAAUAUGUGUAUGUUUGUGGGGUAUGGCUUUUCUUUUUGAAAAAUGUUUUUUAGGCGGGAAAUGUAUUUUAGGGCUUGGGCUUUUCUCAGCCUGAAAAAAACGCAGGUUAAGAGCAGUGGAGCCAACACUCCAGGUGCCCGGGCCCUUAAACUUAGCUUGUUGUUUCCUUUUCAGGAGCCCAUGGCCAGUAGCAAGAUACAUAAGGAAGGAAUAGCCCUUUCCUAGUGCCUACCAGUGUCACUACAGUGUUACCUAUUAGUGUAGCUUACUUUUAAGGGUUGCUAAAGUUGUAAGUCAAGUUGGCCUAUUUUGAAAGUUCAGUAACUUAACCCAUCUACACUAGGGGCUUUAAAUCCAUUUACAAAAAAUGGUUUCUUUUGCAUGCUGCAUUUGUGCCCCCUUUGUGGGAGGCGAGUAAAGAUAAUUCUACCCAUGUUCCUGUGUUAAAUUUUAUGGAGUUCUGGCUAAGAAAACAAUGACCAUCCUACCCUUCCUUACUUUUGUGUUCUCAAUCCCCUUACAAGCUUUGUAUUGUAAUUGUAAAACAUUCUUAAAAAAAAAAAAAAGUACAAGAUCUCUAGAUUUGACAUUGGGCCUAGACUGCAGAUGUUAAGGGUAGUACCACAUAUCAUUACAUAAAGCCACCCAGUAGAAAAUUAUAGCAUCUGCCCCAUCUAAGCAAUUAGAUGUCAUUCUAGCAGAUAUGUCUGGAAGCAGGGACUGAGGCCACUGGGCAGAUGGAAGUCACCAGUGAUUUCCCACUAAGCUCUAACACUCUCUCUCUAUACAGGCACAUUUUGCACAUAUCUUGUAUCCAUGGACAUUAAAGUCGAACAAUACCAAACAAGAAAUCCCAAGGUUCAACAUGAGAACUAUGCAUUUCUUCACAAGUUUGAUGUAAACAUCGUAGUAAUCCAUUCCAAAAUUAGAAAAAUACCCAAAAUAUCAAAAAAAACCAAAACCCUCAAACAAAACUAUCUCCACCUCGGGAUAUUGCAUUGAAUGGGUGUGAGAAUAGUGCAAGAUUUGCCUCUUUACUAAAUAACCCCUUCUAACCCACAGUCUGUACCCACUAUCCAUGUUUCCAGGAUGUCCAUUAAAUUAAUUUCCUGACCAUACAAACUGGUUUGAUAAGCUGUUAUGUCAUCUUUCUGUGUUAUUUAAAGGGGUUGUUCACCUUAAAGUUAACAUUUAGUAUUUUAUAGAAUGGGAAACUUAGCAACUUUUCCAUUCAUCUUCAUUUUUUUAUAGUUUUUGAAUUAUUUGUGUUCUGUCUUUCUAUUGAGACCCUCUCCUAAUCAUAUUCCAGUUUCUCAUUCAAACCACUGCCUGGUUGUUAGAGUGAUUUAAAUCCUAGCAACCAGAUUGCUGCUAAAAUUCCAAACUGGAAAGCUGCGGAAGAAAAAGCUAAAUAAUUUAAGAACCACGACAAAUGAAGACCAAUUACAAAUUAUACUAUAUUAUACUAUCUUUUAGUUAUUGUCUGAAUAUUAGAGACCUAUUAAAUCCACCGUAUUUGCAUUUGGAGGACUACCACACAUAGAAAAAUGCAGGUCAAUAACAAACAAUACCAGUCAAAAAAAAAAAAAGAAUCUCUGAAUAAAAGACUGAGAGAAAAGCUACUGGGAUUUGCCCCAAUCCCAAAUCAAAUCCUCAAAGUGUUGCAUGCCUAGAAAAUACAAAUAAACCAUCAUAACAGCAUAAUUUCUAUGCCAGUUCAUGGCCACCCAUAAAAUUUCACUGCAGAGCCAUAGCUUGGAUCACACAGAAUAAAAUACUGGUUUCUGUUGUACUGCUGAACCACCACAAAUUUGGACAAAUUAAAGACAAGAAUAAAUAGUCUGAAAAAAAUUUAGAAUUUACAAUUGGUCAAAUGGUACAAAUCUUCAUACUAUGAAGAUUUGUACCAUUUGACCAAUAGUAACUAUGUUGUAUUUCAGUUACAAUGCAAUCAGUUCUGUUUACUCAUGGUAGUGUAGGGUGUAGGUUUCUACCGUAUCUGUCAGCAUAUGGUUUGAGAAUGGAUGUUGAUAGAAUACAUAACCGCUUCUUGCUAUGGAAUGAUACCAAGAUGGGUGUUUGGGAAACAUAUUGUGCAGUGCUCUUUGGCUUACUUUAAAAACAAGUGGAGAUUUACAAGUAUAAUAACCAUAAAUAACCAAUCUCUUCAGAUUUCUCAAUCGCUUUCUUCCAGCAUCCAAAUUCCUCCUUGCAAUUUGCAUCUGGAAUGAAUGACUUGGAUGAAUGCUAGAGCUCAGUGCUGCUAUCUAGUUGGCUACUAGGAGAGGUCAGCAGCAUGCUUCAGUACACUACUACUGGUAGUGGCAUAUUGGUAAAUCUGCUCCUGUCUUGAACAACACUGGCAGAGGAAAGAAUAAAGUAUAAGUAGAACUAUACUGAUAGUAAUUGUUUAUGUAGUCUACAAAUAUAUACAUUUUUGCACUCUAAUUGUCAAGAAGGCAAAAGCUAUAGUAUUAAAGUAGAAAGCAUGUGCCACAAUGAAAAUCACCACUUCCUUCUCUUAACUGUUAUAGCACAUAAGCAGCCAGAUGGCCCAGCUGGCCAUAGUUAUACUGCACCACCCGAAUAAGCCUUGUUAUGCUUUUCUGUCUUACCCAGGUAUAUCUAAUGAUGACAAUCUGACACAAGCUCACAGAUUCCCAGUGCCUGGUAACUGAAUGUAACUUUAUCACUUUGGCUGCUAGAGUCACUAAUAGGAGAUUUGCUAUUAACAUAACAAUUGUGCAGUUGUAAAUAUUUCUGUUCAUAUUUGCUUCACUGUUUGUAUCUGUAUUUCCCCUACGGGGGAAGUUUGACUUUGAAUUAACUUUAAGUAUGUUAUAGAUAGCAAUAUUUCAGUCUAUCUUCAUUUGUGGUAUUUGAUUUCUAUUCUGCUUGAUUGCAGUUUAAAAUGAAUAUCUGGUGGUCAGGGUCACUGAUCUCGGCAACCAAAAUACUCGUCCCGUAAGGCUACUUCCUGGAUUCUGACCACUGCAUGGUUGCAAGAUACGUGGGACACUAGCAACCAGAUAGCAUUUCAGAAAAAAAGACUAAUGGCACAAUAUCAUUGCUUGCAUCAUACUAAAAGUUCAUUGGUAGCAUUACCCCUUAUAGACAAAAGUAUAUGAAUUAGAGAAACUAGAAAUGAUCUCUCAUAACAUAUUGCUGUGAAUAUGGCACUUUGUAGAUAACCCACUAGUUAGUGAAAUCCGGUACCAAAAAAACGGUAAAACACAAUGGCAUACCUGUUGUAAUGAAUAUUUGUACAAUAAUGCAUUUUAGAAAAACUAGGGGGCGUUUUUUUUUAUCCAGAUAUGAAUAGAAUCACGGAUUUGCUUGCAUUUUCCCUUAUUUGACUUUUUGUAUUCUUUCAUAACUAGGCUGUAAGAUUUCUCAUAGCACUAGGUAUUCUGUAAAUUCAACUGUGAAAUAUUGCCCUAAAUAACUUUAAGGGAAUUUGGGGACAAAUUGUAAUUUUUUGUUUCUUUAAUAAGAAAAUAAUGGCAAGCAUUCUGUGCCCUACUCUUUGCUUAAAUUCUUGUACCAUAUCCAAAAUCCCCUUUGCUGCUUCUUUGUUGACUCCCACCAUUUUCUUAUUUUUUGGCGGGCUUUAUCAGUAUUAUUUACUGUGCACUUUUUUUUUUAUUAUGACUGUAAUUUUUGCUUUUGCUGUGGGAGGAGAAGUACUGUUUGAAGUAAUAAAAGCUUUACUUGUA